Sclerotinia trifoliorum is the source of this 1358-nucleotide messenger RNA. The record is from the annotation of a GenBank genome assembly. Lineage: Eukaryota; Fungi; Ascomycota; Leotiomycetes; Helotiales; Sclerotiniaceae.
CUCGUUCUUUUGAAUCAUCGUUUUUCAAUUGAUUUCAAUACCAUCAUUGGUAGUCGAAAGUCUUGCCUUGGAUACCUACCUACUCUAUGCCAUUCACAUCUAACGUUACUUCCGUUUCAACGUGAGUGUUUGUUUACACGCGACUAUUUACACCACUUUAAAUUCAGACCUCUCUUCUUCAGCUCAGCACAUUUCAUUAAGAACUUUCCCUGGCUAUCUAGAAGUCUCUCUCACAUUUAAUCAAUUCUCUACCCACCAUCAAGAUGCAUUCAAAAAUGAUCUCGGCGGUUAUUGCAGCCACAAUCCUCGCCUUGGCUCACGCACAAACUACAACUUUUCCCAUAACUGGUACCUUGGGCAAUGCAACCAUCCCCGAAGACAGCCCAGUCGGUCCAAUCUACGUCGCCACACUUCCAGAAACGGAGUUCUUUAAUCCUGAUGAUCCACGUGGUAACAUCAAAGGAUCUGUUUCCGCAACUGCAAACCCUGAUGGUAUUGGUGUUCAAUUCCAAGUUCAAUUUUCCAAUCUUCCUACAAGUGGUGGUCCAUUCCGUAAGUACCUCCAAUCAUACACACAUCUCCCUACCUCCAAUUAUCCACUCAUCUCCCCACCUCCCUCAUUAACACCCACCCAGUCUACCACAUCCACGCGCACCCCGUCCCCUCAGACGGAAACUGCACCGGCACCCUCGGCCACCUCGACCCUUUCAUCCGCGGCGAAACUCCCGCAUGCAAUUCCUCCCUCCCACAAACCUGUCAAGUAGGCGAUCUCUCCGGCAAAUAUGGAAAAAUAACCGCAGACCCCUUCCAAGCAUCCUACGUCGAUGAUUUCACAUCCACACUCCCAGGUCUCGGCAGUUUCUUUGGUAAUCGCUCUAUAACGCUACAUUUUGGAAAUACUACUCGAAUCACUUGUGCCAAUUUUACUUUGUUGGAUGGUGUUGUUGGGGGUAGUGAUGAUGGUGAAGGUACUGCGAAUAGUACUCGUGAUGGAUCGAAUGGGACGGCUACUAGUACUGGUGGUCCUUUACAGUAUACUGGUAUUGGCGCUGCGGAGAGGCGAGGUACUAGUGUGCAGGGUAUGAUGGUUGCUGUUGGUCUUGCUUUGGUGUUUGCUCUUUGAUGAUGGAUAUUCAUGGACAUGCAUAUACGAAGAUGAAAGAAAGAUGAUAAUGCGGUGGACACAUGGAGUUUGGCGUUGAAAAUAUCCACAUACACAGCGUAAAGCCUGGGAUCUACCUAUAAGGUUACGUUACCUAAUAAGCGCAAUAAUGAAGAGGAGUGGGUUAUUUACUACCUAGGUAGUUAUAUUUAGGUAAUUAUUUCAAUUUUAACAGGGAUUUGACAUCAUAAAUACU